UCGCGGUGCUGCACCUACACAAAGGGGAGAGAGGAGAGACUGGAAGUAUCCACAGACUGUGUGAAAGUAAAACGCCUGUUUUUGGAGAUCGCACUUACUAACGAUUGUCACAAACUGUCUGCGUAUUAGCAUGAGUUUAGACGCCUUCCUGGAUUAAUUGGACUUGCAGCCUGCUUGCAAAAAGCAAGUUCGCUCUCACUUUGUGAAGGAAAAAUCGCGCAGAGAAACAACGAUGGAUAGGAGCAUCCCGGGAUGGUGCGUGCUGUUAACCCUGCUUCUGCACGGAACGCACUGCCUGGCUGCCAAGGAGCUCCAGUGCCAGGAGAUCUCUGUGCCUCUGUGCAAAGGUAUUGGCUACAAUUACACCUACAUGCCCAACCAGUUCAACCACGACACGCAGGACGAAGCCGGCCUGGAGGUGCACCAGUUCUGGCCGCUGGUGGAAAUAAAGUGUUCCCCCGAUUUGCGCUUCUUCCUCUGCAGUAUGUACACACCGAUCUGCCUUGAAGACUACAAAAAGCCGCUGCCACCGUGCAGGAGUGUGUGUGAGCGGGCCAAAGCUGGCUGUGCGCCGCUCAUGAGACAGUACGGCUUCCCGUGGCCAGACCGGAUGAGAUGCGACUUGCUACCCGAACAAGGAAACCAGGACACGCUGUGCAUGGACUACAACCGCAGCCAGACCACCACUGUCUCUCCUGUGGUGACGAAGCCAACCAACCGGCCAAUAAAGCCGUACAACACCAAAAAGAAGAGCGGUUAUGGUCGCGGAAUCCCCGGUAAGCCCAAGACGGCAGCGUCUACGUGUGAAACGGGGUGCUUCUGCCGUGCGCCCAUGGUCCCCGUUACCACCGACAGCCACCCACUGCACAACCGCGUCAAAACUGGACAGAUCUUGAACUGUGCAGUUCCGUGCCACAACCCUUACUUUACACCAGAAGAGAGGACUUUUACUGCCUUUUGGAUCGGCCUGUGGUCGGUUCUGUGUUUCAUCUCCACUUUUGCAACUGUAGCGACUUUUCUAAUUGACAUGGAGAGGUUUAAGUACCCGGAGCGCCCCAUCAUAUUCCUCUCCGCCUGCUACAUGUUUGUGUCAGUUGGAUAUAUUGUGAGACUGAUCGCUGGACACGAAGAAGUGGCCUGCAACAGAGAGAACGGCGGAGAAUACAUUCACUAUGAAACCACUGGUCCUGCGCUUUGUACAAUCGUUUUCCUGCUUAUCUAUUUCUUUGGCAUGGCCAGCUCGAUCUGGUGGGUGAUUCUGUCCCUCACAUGGUUUCUCGCUGCGGGUAUGAAGUGGGGAAACGAGGCAAUAGCCAGUUACUCACAGUACUUUCACUUGGCCGCCUGGCUCAUUCCCAGCAUGAAGUCCAUAGCGGUUCUGGCUCUGAGCUCAGUGGACGGGGACUCUGUGGCUGGGAUUUGCUACGUCGGCAAUCAGAAUUUGGACAACCUGCGGGGGUUUGUGUUGGCACCACUGGUUAUCUACCUGUUCAUCGGUACCAUGUUUCUGCUGGCCGGCUUCGUGUCGCUGUUCAGGAUCAGGAGUGUUAUCAAACAAGGAGGCACCAAGACUGACAAACUGGAGAGGCUGAUGAUCAGGAUAGGAGUUUUCACAGUUUUAUACACAGUCCCGGCCACUGUCAUAGUGGCGUGUUACUUUUACGAGCAGCAUAACAGGCAGACGUGGGAAAUUACGCACAACUGUACGUGCAUGACGGACACGAACAGGCAGAGGCCAGACUAUGCUGUGUUUAUGCUGAAAUAUUUCAUGUGCCUCCUGGUGGGUAUCACGUCAGGAGCCUGGAUCUGGUCCGGGAAGACCUUGGACUCCUGGAGGACUUUUUGCACGCGGUGCUGCUGGGGGAGUAAAGCCUCAGCGGGCUCCAUGUACAGUGACGUGAGCACUGGACUGACCUGGAGGUCUGGGACGGCCAGCUCGGUCUCCUGCCCCAAACAGAUGCCACUUUCCCGGGUUUGAUCAGGUUGACAGGACGCUCAAUUGCAUCUUAUGUCAUUUGACACUAAAGACUUAAAACCAGCUUUCUGGGGACAGCGUGUCAUACAGACUGAAUCUUAUGUUUUUAUUGGGUAAAUUAUUAAACGUUAGUCUCCAAACUGCCAGUUAAAGUCAAGCUUUGGUCCUGAGCACUCCCCCUAAUGUGAACGUUUGUUGAAUUUAUGCUUGUAAAAAAGUUAGAAGAUCACUUUGACUUAUGGAAAGUGCUCUUUCCUUGCCUUAUCCCAGUGACGUCCAGGGGUUUUGAAUAGAGGCUUUGAGAGGGGGAGGGUGACUAAUUGUGUUGGGAUUGUCCAUCAGCGUGUUGUAAUUAGCACAUUAAUGAGCGCCUAAUGGCGUCUCUUUAAAUAAUGAGACUGUCAGCAGCAGAACAAUGUACCUGGCACGAAGAAUGCAGAGUCUUAUCGGGGCUUAAUUGAAUGCACACAGCUGACAAGAUCCCCCUUGUCGAUAGGUUAUUUGGUAUCUCCUUAUUCUUACUGCAAAGAACCGCUGUGUCUUAAACACAAUAUUCACAAUGAGACUGUUCUGCUAGAAACGAGGCCGCUGCGGGGCUGUUUUUGUCGACAAGAUGGAUUUAUACGUACGUUAAUCAAUGCCUUAAUACUGCCUCAUACGGGUUGCAUUUGCGCAUAAAAUGUAUUUAUAUAAUUAUUGGUGUACAUACAUUGUACAUUUGUACAUGGAAUUUUACGAGACUGUAAAUAUGUAUAAUUUCCAUUUUUGAUAGAAGAUUUUAUUUUGAGAAUAAAACUUUUAUUGAAUGUUUA
Archocentrus centrarchus (flier cichlid) is the source of this 2787-nucleotide messenger RNA. Its product is annotated as frizzled-8-like. The coding region runs from base 233 to 1978 and encodes 581 amino acids. NCBI's taxonomy places the organism in Eukaryota, Metazoa, Chordata, Actinopteri, Cichliformes, Cichlidae. Gene Ontology annotation, biological process: canonical Wnt signaling pathway; non-canonical Wnt signaling pathway. Gene Ontology annotation, cellular component: plasma membrane. Gene Ontology annotation, molecular function: Wnt receptor activity; Wnt-protein binding. The transcript has a single exon. The record is from RefSeq and is a predicted model, not a curated record.